AUGACUUUAGAAUCUUACUUCCGCAAAGAGACAAUUCCACGCAAGACGGGGGGGUGUGGGCGGACCGGCAGGAGGAGGGGGGCAGCAGCGGAGACCCACGCGGUGCUGAGCCGCCAGCCCUCCUGUCGGGAGGCGAAAGGGAGGCCUAGUGGUGUAGGGGUCACCGUUUAUUGGCUAGAGAGACUCUCAUCAGGUUUUGAGGAUCUGAACACCCCCAUUACCAAGAAGGCAUCUGAAGUCAGGCACCAGAGCCUUCCUUAUUCCCUGCUGCGAGGUCACCUGCCUGAGGCCCGGUUCCUGGCUGACGCCUGGCUGAGAAGGAUGCACACCGCUGGCAUGUGUGCCUGGACACUCAUGAACAAGCCAGGACGAAGCUCUUUCCCGCCAAACCGAGGCCAGCAGAUAAACAGCGCCUGCUCAGGCUCCUCCUCGCGGGAGCCGGGGAGAAGACUGGAGUGGCUCUGGGAAAGCAGGCAGGAAUCUCCGUGUCCUGCGUGGGAAGACCGAGGGUCUGCAAACCAGAAGACUACGGCAGACUUUGGGCCGGGAAGGAGGGCGCGGGGUCGGGGCACAGCGUUGAUCGCCCCGGUUCAGUGGAGAUUUUUGUCCUCAACAGAUAUUAGCUGAAGAGUCAGCCUUAGCGACGAGCCACGUCCCUGAGUCCCUUCCUCCUCGUCCCCGGAGCCCGCUCGCUGCUCCUCCCCAAGCCUCGCCUGAAACUUGAGGACCUCCCGUCGCUGUGAUCCCGUAGUGAUCAGAAGGCUGCCAGCAGCCCUCCCACACUCGGUCAAACAAACGUGU
Perognathus longimembris pacificus (Pacific pocket mouse) is the source of this 801-nucleotide messenger RNA. RefSeq lists its product as uncharacterized. The transcript has 4 exons. NCBI's taxonomy places the organism in Eukaryota, Metazoa, Chordata, Mammalia, Rodentia, Heteromyidae. Bases 1 to 627 code for a protein of 208 amino acids. The record is from RefSeq and is a predicted model, not a curated record.